Messenger RNA from Abrus precatorius (Indian licorice), 1736 nucleotides. Its product is annotated as mannan endo-1,4-beta-mannosidase 7-like. The record is from RefSeq and is a predicted model, not a curated record. The transcript has 5 exons. Gene Ontology annotation, molecular function: hydrolase activity, hydrolyzing O-glycosyl compounds. The coding region runs from base 162 to 1457 and encodes 431 amino acids. NCBI's taxonomy places the organism in Eukaryota, Viridiplantae, Streptophyta, Magnoliopsida, Fabales, Fabaceae.
UUUUAUUUUUAAAUAUGUUUGCUAUAAGCACAGAUACACUUUCCCUGCAAACAAGGACAGAAUCUUUAUUUGCUUCAACGCAUUUUAAAAGCCAAAAUUCUACACUGCACUAAGAUUGAAGAGCAGGCAGAGAAAAAAGAAGUGCUUAGAUAGAGUGCAGAAUGAUGAAGCAUUGGUUCUUUUUGUUUCUCUUAGUUGUGUAUCUGACAGUGGAGCAGGGUAACCUACUCCACGUAGAAGCAGAUGGUGGGUUUGUGAGAACAAGAGGAGUGCAGCUUAUGCUGAAUGGGAGUCCCUACUAUGCUAAUGGCUUUAAUGCCUAUUGGCUAAUGUACGUUGCCUCUGAUCCAUCUCAGAGAACCAAGGUCUCAUCAGCUUUUCAAGAGGCUACAAAGCAUGGACUUAACAUAGCCAGGACUUGGGCUUUCAGUGAUGGUGGAUAUAAACCGCUACAAUACGCUCCUGGAUCCUACAAUGAGCAAAUGUUCCAGGGGUUGGACUUCGCAAUAGCUGAAGCCAGAAGAUAUGGGAUCAAGUUGGUGUUGAGUUUGGUGAAUAACUAUGAGAACUUGGGUGGAAAGAAACAAUAUGUGGAAUGGGCAAGGAGUCAGGGCCAGUCCAUAAACUCUGAAGAUGAUUUUUUCACAAAUCCUGUGGUCAAGGGAUACUACAAAAACCACAUUAAGGCUGUACUUACAAGACGUAAUAGCCUCACUGGAGUUACUUACAAAGACGACCCAACUAUAAUGGCUUGGGAACUUAUGAAUGAGAUUAGGUGCCCUUCUGAUCAAUCAGGAAGAACGGUUCAGGCUUGGAUUACUGAGAUGGCAUCUUACUUGAAAUCCAUAGAUGGAAACCACUUGCUGGAAGCUGGUUUGGAGGGUUUCUACGGGCAGUCAAAGUCAGAAUCCAACCCUAGCUUCCAUGUAGGAACAGAUUUCAUUGCAAACAAUCAAAUUCCUGGCAUUGAUUUUGCAACAGUACACUCAUACCCGGAUCAAUGGCUAUCAAGUUCAGGCUAUGAAGACCAAAUGUCAUUCUUAGGGAGGUGGCUAAAUGAGCACAUCCAAGAUGCGCAGAACACCCUUCACAAGCCACUUCUAUUUGCUGAGUUUGGGAUUUCUACAAAGAAUUUCGGUUCUAACCCAACACAAAGAGACCGGUUAUUCAACACAGUAUAUUCAGCAAUAUAUUCAUCUGCAAGUAGUGGGGGUGCUGCUGUUGGAGGCUUAUUUUGGCAACUUUUAGCUGAAGGAAUGGACUCUUUUAGAGAUGGUUACGAGGUUGUGUUAGGUGAGAGCCCCUCAACAGCUACUUUGAUUGCUCAAGAGUCUCAAAAACUAAACCGAAUUCGUAAGAUGUAUGCCAGACUUAGAAACAUUGAGAAGUGGAAUAAAGCAAAGGAAAUUAAAGGCUCACAAUGGCAUGUUGGUGCUAACAGCGGAAACCGAGUAUAAGUUUUUAACUAGCAUAAUAUAUAUAGAGUUAGCAACUUUAAACCUCAUUUACGUGUGGAUUGAUCUUCAGAAUGAAGGGUCCAAAUAAUCCUAGAGGGCUGAAUGGCCUAUUUCCAUUACAGUUUACAAGUGAAGUGUCCUACGAAUGUAUAAUCUUUUUAUAUAUUUAUAUGUUUCUCAAUUCUCAUCAGCGUAUGAGAGCUGGUAGAAUUAAGCCAUUAACUAUUAUUUAUUGAGAUAUAUGGAAAGUAAAUUGUAAUAUACAAGCAAGGAUUUCAU